Molecule: messenger RNA, 447 nt
Organism: Lolium perenne
Lineage: Eukaryota; Viridiplantae; Streptophyta; Magnoliopsida; Poales; Poaceae
Source: RefSeq, a predicted model, not a curated record
AUGGGGGUAUAUGGGGGUAUUUAUAGGGGUGGAGCUGAAAAUUUGAACCAGCAACGGCUAGCUGACGUGGACCAAUCGCGUCGCGCCACGUCAGCUAGCCGUUGGGCACUCCCGCCCCACUCCCGCCCCGCUCCCGCCCACUCUCGCCCGCAUCCAGCCCGCCUCCCGCCCCGCUCCCGCCCACUCUCGCCCGCCCUACCGCCCGCCUACCUCCCGCCCCAGCCCGCCAUCGCGCCGCCCCCGCCUCCCCGCCCCCACUCCCGCCUCCCUCCCGCCGCCAACGCGGGCGCCAGCCGGGCGGGAGCGGGCGCUACCGCCCGGGCGCCCCCGCCGGCGCCCCUCCCUCCCCGUCCCGCCCGCCUCCAGCCCCUCUCCCGCCCCGCCCCGGGCGGUAGCGCCCCGGCUGCCGCCCGCGUUGGCACCAGCCUAACUGAUGUGGUGAGGUAA